AGCGGCGCAGCCGGGUCCCCACGCGUGCUCCGGGCACGGGAUCCGGGUGUCCACAGGUAGUUGUUGAGGAAAAAUUACCGUGGAAGUCCCAUCUCUGAAAGCUCUGUUUCCAGACAUGACAUUUCAACACCAACUUCCCAGCACUGCUGUAGUGGUUGUAGCUCUGCUGUGGCAAAAUAGGAAUUGCUUGUGGAACUGACCAAGGUUGUAAGAGGGCUGUGACACUUCAGGUUCUAUGUAAUCUCAUUGAGAGACAGCUGUGGAACUCGUCUGUCCAAAAUGGUUUAUGGUGAAUUUUUCCGCAGACCUGGCAAAGAUGCAGAACUUAUCAAUUUAAAUGUGGGUGGCUUUAAGCAAUCAGUGGAUCAAAGCACCUUGCUCCGAUUUCCCCAUACCAGACUCGGAAAACUUCUCAAAUGCCAUUCAGAAGAGGCUAUUCUAGAACUGUGUGAUGAUUAUAGUGUGGCAGACAAGGAAUAUUACUUUGACAGGAAUCCUUCCUUGUUCCGAUACGUUCUGAAUUUUUACUAUACGGGCAAACUUCACGUUAUGGAAGAACUUUGUGUCUUUUCCUUCUGCCAGGAAAUAGAGUACUGGGGGAUAAAUGAGCUGUUUAUUGAUUCCUGCUGCAGCAAUCGGUACCAAGAACGGAAAGAAGAAGGUCCUGAUAAAGACUGGGAUCAGAAGAGUAACGACAGUAUGGACUCCUCCAAUGAAGAGUCAUCCAUAUUUGAUAAAGAGCUAGAAAAGUUUGAUAAUCUGUGUUUUGGUGAAAUAAGAAAGAAGAUCUGGGUCAGAAUGGAAAAUCCUGCAUACUGCUUGUCUGCCAAGUUAAUUGCCGUGUCAUCCCUGAGUGUUGUUCUGGCAUCAAUUGUGGCCAUGUGCAUUCACAGCAUGCCAGAAUUUCAAAGGCUGGAUGCCAAUGACAGGCAGAUUGGAGACCCUGUGCUGGAAGCUGUGGAGAUUACGUGCAUCAUCUGGUUUACUGCUGAGCUAGUGAUCAGGCUCUUCACUGCUCCAAGUCAAAAGAAGUUCUGGAAGAAACCACUGAACAUCAUUGAUUUUGUCUCUAUUAUCCCAUUUUAUGCCACAUUGGCUGUGGACACGAAGGAAGAAGAAAGUGAAGAUAUUGAGAACAUGGGGAAAGUGGUUCAGAUCCUGCGGUUAAUGAGGAUAUUUCGCAUCCUGAAAUUGGCCAGGCACUCCGUAGGACUGCGGUCUUUGGGCGCUACUUUGAGACACAGCUAUCAAGAAGUUGGACUUCUGCUUUUGUUUUUGUCAGUUGGGAUUUCUAUUUUUUCAGUGCUUGUCUACUCUGUGGAGAAGGAUGAUGACUCGUCAGAACUGCAGAGCAUCCCUAUUUGCUGGUGGUGGGCAACCAUCAGCAUGACCACUGUUGGUUAUGGGGACACUUACCCAGUCACACUUGCUGGGAAGCUGCUUGGCACCCUCUGCAUUAUCUGUGGGAUACUGGUGGUAGCACUUCCAAUCACCAUUAUUUUCAACAAGUUUUCCAAGUACUACCAAAAGCAAAAAGCUAUUGAUAGAGACCAGUGCAACAAUGACCGCAAAGAGAAAAGCAAUGACCUACCCUAUUUUAACAUUAGGGAUAUUUAUGCAAAAAAGAUGCACUCCUUCAUUUCUAGCCUUUCUUCAGUAGGAAUCGUAGUCAGCGACCAAGAUUCAACAGAUGCCUCUAGUAUCCAAGAUAUGGAGGAUGUUUAUAACACGGUAUCUUUAGAGAAUGGUACAGGAAAAUGAGUUGAAUCACGUUUGCUUCUCUUUAUUUCUCUUCUUAUUCUUGGUAAAUGCAGACUGACAAACUUCAGUGAAUUCAUUAAGAGCAGUUGAUUCUCAGGGUACUUAACUCUCAGCCAUAUUUGGACAUUCUUUGCUCUGAGGAUGCCAUAAAAACUUCAUUGUUUAUAUGAGGCUUUAAAAUAUGCCUCAUAUAGUGGUUUAGUUUUUGCACAACUAAUGUUAUGCAUUUUUGAGACAAAAAGUUGGGAAGAGAGUUUUAAAUGUGAGAUAAGUGGUUUUUUUUUUGUUCUGUGGGUAUUGUUGUUCAAUUUGUUCAUUGUUUUUUCCCCUGCAGCAGUCUCGUAUCUUACACAGAAUUUGCUUUUACAAUUUUCUGUUCUUCAGGUAGAGAUGUAUUGCAAACAUGUAAGAACUAUUGCACAAGUUAGUUAAGUUUUUACCUGCAAAUACAUUAGAUAAAUGAAGGAAUUGUGUACAUGUAAAACUGUGCUCACUAACACAUUUAUGUAAUUUUAGAGUUGGAACCCGUUUCCUGAGUUGGGGCAGAAAAUAUAUAUUGGUACAUAUUGUUUUUACUCCAUGGAAGCAUGAUAUUUAUUAAUUUCGUUUCAAAAGCACAAUACAUUUUUAGUUUGUUAAAAUAAAUGAUUCCCAUUGUGCCUAUAUUUUUCCUAGGAUCCAGCCAUGGCCAAGCUCUAUCAGGUCCUAAAGGUUUUAAGUCGUAAGUCCCAGGAUGAAGUGUCUGGCUUAAGCAGGAUUGGAACUUUUUGUGCCAUUUAGCCACCUCUUCUGCUGUUGUGACCCUGAGCAAUUCUGGUGUCUGGAGGGGAUCCUGCUGUGAUUAAGGCCACCCCGGUGGCUUCCCCAGGGACUUUGAUUUGUGGGCAUUGAAGCAAACAUCUGUGGUGGUCUUCAGAAGUGACUGCUCCCUGGUGCCAGCCAGCUCCUUGCUGGGGGCUGCUGCCUCAGUGGUAGGAGCAGUGGGAGCAGCACCUCAGCUGCUGUGCUGGGUCUGUGUCCAGGGCUGAGGUGCUGGGCAGUGGAGGUGUGAGGACGUGCUCUUCUCUGCCAUAUGUUGCCCAUUGGAGAGGUAAGGUGGGCACUGCCGUGUUGGAACUGUUUCAGCUCAUUUUUCUAAAGCUCAUCUGCUGGUGGUGGCAGCUUUCCUGGUGUGUGCCAUGUGCUGGAGCAGUGCUCAUUGCUUGGCAGUCCUGCAGCUGUGUGUGUUCCCCUCCUCUGCAGGGAUUUCUGAAGCAGCCAGCUAACUCUGCUCUGUUCCAAGCAGUGCUGGAGAAGCUCAAGGACCUAAGAGUGUUAAGUGGACCUUAUAGCCCAUAGUGUUUUUGAACACUCAUUCUCUUUCAUUUGUCUAGUGACUAAAUCAGAUGCUGGGCAACAGGAAUCAAAGACACUGUGAUGUCAAUAUUUUCCUUAAAGAGAGGUUUGAAUAUUUUAUUUUUUUUAAUAUUACUGGGUCAAAUACAAAUGCCUGUACUAAGCUUCUAUUCAAGAAGAUAAAACUCUGUAGGAAUUGACUUCAGAACUGAGUAAGAUGCCAGAAAAUGACAAUUGAUUUUAGCUACUGCAGAAACUUGAUUUUUCAUGUGUCUGCCAGAUUUUCUAUUGCAAAAUGCAUUAAAUAACUGAGGUACACUUAAAUUUACUAUGGCACAGAGCUCUAACCUCUUUCUGACAUGGAGAAACGAAACAGAAAAGGCUCAACAUAUACAUUGUAAAGAUGUGUCUCAGGACUGCUGUGCAUCAAUAUAGUGAUUUGGGACAUAAAGAAAAUAUUUUGAGCUUUGGAGAAACCUCAGAUUUGGCUUGUUACUGGCUGACUGUUGUAAGGGUAUGUGAUGCUUCACAAAGAUAAUUCUUCCCAUAGCUCUUGUAGGAAUAACAAAAAGCAAAGUUAGUCUAAAUGUGAUUUGUUCUUGCUGAACACUUAACAUUAAAAAGAUGCAAAAAUACAAAAUACUAAAUAUGCCUGUGCAUAUGAAUCUAAUAGGAACUAACAGAAUAACAGUAAAAAAGAUACUCUCUGUCCUAAGAAAACCUCUUGGUGGUGUCCAUGUAAAGAUAUAUUUAUAUGAUACAUUGCCACUGAAGAUCAAAAGCAAUGAGAAGUAUUGUAAUGCAACAAAACCUGCAAGAAAUUGUAUUAAAUAAUUGAAAAAGUGCUACUGAAAAAUUUCA
Messenger RNA from Poecile atricapillus (Black-capped chickadee), 3957 nucleotides. It is a transcript of the gene KCNS3, whose product is annotated as potassium voltage-gated channel modifier subfamily S member 3. Gene Ontology annotation, cellular component: membrane; voltage-gated potassium channel complex. The record is from RefSeq and is a predicted model, not a curated record. Gene Ontology annotation, molecular function: voltage-gated potassium channel activity; protein binding. NCBI's taxonomy places the organism in Eukaryota, Metazoa, Chordata, Aves, Passeriformes, Paridae. The coding region runs from base 280 to 1761 and encodes 493 amino acids. The transcript is spliced from 3 exons. Gene Ontology annotation, biological process: potassium ion transmembrane transport; protein homooligomerization.